This is a messenger RNA of Notolabrus celidotus (New Zealand spotty), 4234 nucleotides long. RefSeq names its product solute carrier family 12 member 1 (gene slc12a1). The transcript is spliced from 27 exons. Gene Ontology annotation, molecular function: sodium:potassium:chloride symporter activity. Gene Ontology annotation, cellular component: membrane. Gene Ontology annotation, biological process: cell volume homeostasis; sodium ion transmembrane transport; chloride ion homeostasis. The record is from RefSeq and is a predicted model, not a curated record. Bases 117 to 3239 code for a protein of 1040 amino acids. NCBI's taxonomy places the organism in Eukaryota, Metazoa, Chordata, Actinopteri, Labriformes, Labridae.
GGAGCAAGGACAUAUCUGACACCCCUCGUUCACUUUUCUGAGGGUUGAUCCAGAGCGUUAGCCAAUAGCUGGCAGCCAAACUCUGACCCUGGCAUGCAGAGUAUAAAGUGUUCCUGAUGGAGAGGAAAACGUCUAACGGUGGGGAGCAUGUGAACCCUGCAUAUGAUUCCAACCUGGAUGAGCCCCCAAUGUAUCAGGACACCAACUUUUCAUAUGGCGACCACCGCACAGUCAGGCCCUCGGUGGUUAGUGCCUUUGGUCAUGACACUCUGGAUCGGGUGCCCAACAUUGACUUCUAUAGAAAUCAAGGCAGUGUGAGCGGUCACCGGGCUGUGCGGCCAUCCCUUCAGGACCUGCAUGAUGUCUUUCAGAAGAAUGGAGAGAUCUCAGUCCCAGAAACCGUGCAGGACGAUGGCGAGGGAAGCUGCGGGACACCCACUGAUGACCUGGAGUCUGCCGUUCCCAUCAACACCAGUGGAGCCGUAAAGUUUGGCUGGAUAAAAGGAGUCCUGGUGAGAUGCAUGCUGAACAUCUGGGGUGUCAUGUUGUUCAUCCGUCUGUCCUGGGUUUUUGGACAGUCAGGAUGGGGUCUGGGUAUUGUGGUCAUUGCUCUCAGCUGUGUGGUCACGGUCAUCACCGGUCUUUCCAUGUCUGCCAUUUGCACUAAUGGUGUGGUGAGAGGAGGAGGAGCAUACUACCUAAUAUCUCGAAGUUUGGGCCCAGAGUUUGGCGGCUCCAUUGGCCUAAUUUUCGCCUUCGCAAAUGCAUUGGCUGUUGCUAUGUAUGUGGUGGGCUUUGCUGAGACUGUGGUGGAUCUGCUAAAGGAGUAUAACUCCCUCAUGACGGAUCCAAUCAAUGACAUUCGGAUCGUUGGCUGUAUCACAGUGGUGUUGUUGUUGGGAAUAUCACUGGCUGGAAUGGAAUGGGAGGCCAAGGCACAAAUUGUCCUUCUAAUCAUCUUGCUGGUGGCCAUUGUGAACGUAUUUGUUGGAACAGUCAUUCCUGCCACAGAUACUAAAAAAUCCCAAGGCUUCUUUGGCUAUAACUCAAAAAUCUUCAUGGAGAAUUUUCCUCCGUCAUUCAGACAUGGAGAAUCAUUCUUUUCAGUGUUUGCCAUCUUUUUCCCUGCUGCAACCGGGAUCCUGGCUGGAGCCAACAUUUCAGGGGACUUGAGGGAUCCUCAGGCAGCCAUACCUAAAGGUACCUUGCUGGCCAUUGUAAUCACUGGCAUUACCUACCUGGGCGUGGCCCUGUGUGUCUCUGCCACCGUCGUCCGUGAUGCCACAGGAAACAUUACUGAAGCCAUCAACUCUACACUAAUUUGCGACGGCUCAGCUGCAUGUGAGCUCGGCUAUGACUUCUCCUCCUGCGCAGAUAUGCCAUGCAAGUAUGGCUUAAUGAACAACUUCCAGGUGAUGACCAUGGUGUCUGGAUUUGGUCCCCUCAUCAUCGCUGGAACAUUCUCAGCCACACUUUCAUCCGCCCUGGCUUCACUCGUCAGCGCUCCGAAAGUCUUCCAGGCUCUGUGUAAAGACAACAUCUACACGGCUCUGCAUUUCUUUGCAAAGGGAGUUGGCAAGAACAACGAGCCAAUCCGUGGCUAUGUCCUCACAUUCAUUAUCUCUGUAGCCUUCAUUCUCAUUGGUGAUCUGAACGCCAUUGCCCCUAUUAUCUCAAACUUCUUCCUGGCAUCUUAUGCUCUCAUCAAUUUCUCCUGCUUCCACGCAUCCUACGCCAAGUCUCCAGGUUGGCGACCAGCUUAUAAGUACUACAACAUGUGGCUGUCCCUGUUGGGUGCCUUGCUCUGCUGCAUUGUUAUGUUUGUUAUCAACUGGUGGGCAGCUCUCCUCACAUACGCCAUUGAAAUCCUCCUCUACAUCUACGUUGUAGUCAAGAAGCCAGAUGUGAACUGGGGUUCUUCCACACAGGCGGUGACAUUUGUGAGUGCAGUCAGCAACGCUCUGUCUCUGACUGGUGUUGACGAUCACGUCAAGAACUUCAGGCCUCAGAUCUUAGCUCUGACAGGCUCAGCACGGACCAGACCAGCUCUCAUAGACCUUGCUAACUCCUUCACCAAGACCUAUGGACUCUGUCUUGCCUGUGAAGUCUUUGUGGGUCCGAGAUCAGAGGCCCUCGAAGAGAUGAAUUCUGGCAUGGAGAGAAACCAGCUGUGGCUGAGGAAGAAGAACCGCAAGGCGUUUUACGCUGCCGUGACCUGUGAGGACUUCAGGGAAGGGACUGAGAGCCUUCUUCAGGCUUCUGGUCUUGGCCGUAUGAAGCCAAACACAUUGAUGAUAGGAUUCAAGAGGAACUGGAGGACUGCAGGCACAGAGGGAGUUCAGAAUUACGUGGGGAUUCUGCAUGACGCAUUUGAUUUCGAGUACGGGGCAGUGAUGCUGAGAAUGAACGAGGGACUUGAUGUGUCGCACAUUGUCGAGGCAGAAGAUGAGAUGCUAAAGGCAGAGAAGGAGCAGCGGGCGCUGGACAAAGAGAUGAUGAUGAACGGAGGAAAAUCAAAAGGACUCUUCAGAAAGUCCAGGAACUCAUCUCAACAAGUGCUCACAACCAGAGUGUCAGUGUGUGCCCCUCCGCCCCCCCAGGUGGCCAAGAUGAAUGAGAAGCUAGUGGAGACCAGUAUGCAGUUCAAGAAGAAACAGCCCGAAGGCACCAUUGAUGUGUGGUGGCUGUUUGAUGAUGGUGGCCUCACCCUGCUGCUCCCCUACAUCCUCACCACCAGGAAGAAGUGGAAGGACAGUAAAUUAAGGAUCUUUAUCGCUGGGCAGCCUGGACAAUCUGAGAAGGAUAAACAGGAGAUGAAAACUCUGUUACACAAAUUCAGGAUUAACUGCACAGACAUCAAUGUUAUUGAUGACAUCCAUAUCCAGCCCCACCCUGACAGCUUGAGGAAGUUAGAUGAAAUGAUCAAGCCUUUCCGCCUGCAUGAGGGCUCCAAAAACUACGCCGAGGCUGAAGCUAUGAAAAAAGAGCAUCCCUGGAAAAUCAGUGAUGAGGAGCUGAGCAGCUUUGAGGAGAAGACAAACUUCCAGGUACGACUGAAUGAAGUGCUUCAAGAAAACUCCAAAUCAGCCAAUCUAAUCAUUGUGAGCAUGCCCAUCGCUCGAAAGGGAGCUGUCUCUGAUUAUCUCUACAUGGCCUGGCUGGACGUACUGACUAGGGACCUUCCACCCACCCUGCUCAUCAGAGGAAACCACAAGAGUGUGCUUACUUUCUACUCUUGAGCACCCUGUAGGCUAAGCAGUAGAAUACAGGUAGCUAUAGAGGACAGAAAUGGUAGUAACAUAAUGUUGGACUAUGUUCACAAAGCAAAUAAGAACCUUGGAUGAUGUUAAGUCUUCCAGAGCAACUCCACAGUGAACAUGAACAUUUAUAAUAGUUCACCUAUUUUUAUUAGUAUUUAGACAAGAAAAUACAAGAAAUACCUAAAAAGAAAAUAUCAGAAAAAUGGUCAGCUGGUAAAUUUUACAGCUGCAAUAAAAACAUAUUUGCAGUAACAGCCUGUUAGUAUUUUACACCAUCAUGUUUUAUCCCUUUUUUUUUGGUGAGGCAAAUUUAAACUGCUUAGCUGCACUCCAAGCUCUCAUAAGUGCUGUGAAUGAGGAACAAGACAAGUGUAUUUCUGAUAUUGAAGUGCAAAUGUCAAACAGUCUGAAUGUGAAUAAUAGGCUAAGCAUUGUUUAAGCUCUUUGCUACAAUGGACUACUGUGUAUAAAAUGGUGUAAUAACUAAAUAUUAUAAGAACAAAAACAAAAAGCUUAUAUUUAGUCAUAUCAGUCAAAUGAACAUAAGCAGACAAACAAGGAAGCUCUCAGUAGACGCACUGAGUGACUGUGUUGCCUGCUACUGUGAUUGUAAAAUAAAUGUACAUAGUAGAUACCUGAAUUCACCAGUGAAUAUUUUUUAAGUAAAUAACCAUUUCAUAAAUGAUCACCAGCAUUUUUCUAUGCAAUGUGGUACAAAUGGAUUGAUUAUGUUUUGAAGCAUUCUUUGAUAUUCACUAAGUGUAAAAUACGCACAAUGUUAUUAAUAAGCUGCUUACCUGUUUCACACUAUACUUUAUGAUAUUUUCAAAGUUAUUAUCACAGUACACUUAUUGUUUAAGAAAAAAAUGAGUGAAAUUAAGAAUUGCAAAUCCAAUUCUGUAUAUUUUUGCCUAUUGUCUGGCUUCUAUUUAAAUAUGUAAUUGUGAUUACCUGGAAUAAAGACUUUAAGCAUG